UACAUUAGUAAUGAUAAAAUAACAUUUACGUUAGGCGUUAACCCAAACGAAAUUUGUUAAAAUAGCUUAAUUUUUUUUCAAGUCAUCCCUACGAUUUGCUAUUAAAAUUAUUUAACUAUGAGUUCAGAAAAACUCGAUUAUCCUAAAGCAUCAAGUUUAUUCCUGUGUUUAAUAGAAGAGACAAAAUUAAUUAGUGAUGCUGGCGUUAUUGUUUACAUUGGAGGAUUUUUCUUAGUAAUUGCCUUUCUGAGCCCAUAUUGGAUAGAAUCAUAUGAUGAAGCUUUUAUAAAUUUUAAACACAUGGGUUUAUGGACUUAUUGUUUUGAUCAUUUUCGUUUUCCUCGUUAUCAAUUUGAUAAAUUGUUCGAUGGAUGUAACAAUGUAUUUAGUGAAGAAUAUUAUGUAAUCCGAGAAUGGCUUUUACCAGGUUGGCUAUUAUUUUUGGAAUUAUGCAUGACAUUGGCUUUAAUUCUAACUCUUGGAACAUUGGUAAUGAUAGCUGCAAUUUUGACUCGUUUUCCUCUACGUCUUGUUUUAAAAUAUGAAUAUUUUCUUUCUGGGGCUUGUUUUUUGGCUACUACAAUUUCAGCAUUCUUAAUAUUUUUGAGUGUUUUAAUAUUUCCAUUUAAUUGUUGGAGACGUGAUUGGUUGAUGUAUCCUAUGUUUAACCAUUUGUCUUGGUCAUUUUAUGCUGCAAUUGUAUCAGCAUUACUUCAUACAUAUGGUGCUUGGUAUUUAUAUAAGGAAGCCCGCAUUUCUUAUGAAAAAAGGAGAGAGAGUAAAAAUUUAGUUAUGCAAAUGUAUCCACCACAUGAACGUAACUUUUAUGAACAAUAAUAUAAGAAUAUCAGAUAUAGAAUUUUUUAUUAAGUGUACAUAAAUAAAUGGUAUAUAUUUAAUUUAUUGAAUUUCAAUUGAAUAACAACCAAUAUUUUUGUAUUAAAUUUCACUUUAUAUUAUAAAAUUAAGUGUUUGACAACUGACUGUAAAUGUAAACUAUCCGUCCAUUUACUAACUUUUUACUAGUAUAUUAAUAUUAUAAUAUUAAACAUAAUUUUUUUAUUAUUAUAUUUUAGAUGUAUUCAUUUAUAUUUAAAAAAAUUUUAAGUAAAAAUAAUUAUCUUGAGUACACGAUGAGUCAUGUAGAAUUGCACUGAUAGUGCAGAUAGCGAAUCAUAUUUCAAAAUUCAUAAUUUUUAACAUUUUGAUUUAAUUGAACAUUGUAUAUUAUUACAUAAAUAUAUAAGUUACUUAUUUGGA
Daktulosphaira vitifoliae (grape phylloxera) is the source of this 1260-nucleotide messenger RNA. RefSeq lists its product as uncharacterized. The transcript is spliced from 7 exons. Gene Ontology annotation, biological process: regulation of tube size, open tracheal system; septate junction assembly. Gene Ontology annotation, cellular component: membrane; septate junction. NCBI's taxonomy places the organism in Eukaryota, Metazoa, Arthropoda, Insecta, Hemiptera, Phylloxeridae. The record is from RefSeq and is a predicted model, not a curated record. The coding region runs from base 118 to 837 and encodes 239 amino acids.